Molecule: messenger RNA, 1281 nt
Organism: Plenodomus lingam JN3
Lineage: Eukaryota; Fungi; Ascomycota; Dothideomycetes; Pleosporales; Leptosphaeriaceae
Biological process (GO): fatty-acyl-CoA biosynthetic process; fatty acid beta-oxidation using acyl-CoA dehydrogenase
Cellular component (GO): mitochondrial inner membrane
Molecular function (GO): fatty-acyl-CoA binding; glutaryl-CoA dehydrogenase activity; flavin adenine dinucleotide binding
Source: RefSeq, a predicted model, not a curated record
AUGCUUCGACCGCUCUACAGACAGGCCGCAAGGCAAUUGAGCGCUCCCGUCCGUUCUGCCGCAAUCGGGAAGCGUUGCAUGCACACUCCGGUAGCAUUUGACUGGAAAGAUCCCUUGAAUGCGGCCAAUCUAUUCACAGAAGAGGAGCUUGCUAUUGCAGAAACAGCAGAGUCUUAUUGUCAGGAACGCAUGCUUCCAAGAGUGCUAGAGGCGUAUCGCAAUGAGGAUUUUGACCGAAAGAUCCUCGAAGAGAUGGGUGAACUGGGUCUCCUAGGUGCCACUAUUCAAGGCUACGGGUGUGCAGGCGUCAGCAGCGUAGCAGCUGGUCUCAUCACUCGAGCAGUCGAACGGGUAGACUCGGGAUACCGGUCUGGAUAUUCCGUGCAAAGCUCACUUGCCAUGGGCGGCAUCGAAGAAUUUGGCUCUCAGGAACUCAAGGACCGUCUACUACCAAAAAUGGCAAAGGGACAACUCCUUGGUUGCUUUGGUCUCACAGAGCCUAAUCACGGCUCAGAUCCAGGGUCCAUGGAGACAGUGGCAAGACCACAUCCCACCAAGAAGGGCUACUACUCAUUGUCCGGCUCGAAGACGUGGAUCACAAACUCACCUAUCGCCGACGUUCUUUUGGUAUGGGCAAAACUCGAGAGUACUGGCAAGAUUCGUGGAUUCGUCGUGGAGCGUGACCAAUGCCCACCAGGAACGUUAGAAACGCCUGCGAUCAAGAACAAAAAUGGGCUCCGAGCUUCGAUUACAGGCAUGAUCCAACUAGACGACUGUCCUGUUUCUGAAGCAAACAUGUUCCCUGAAAUUGAGGGCCUACGUGGACCCUUUAGCUGUUUGAACUCGGCGAGAUAUGGCAUCGCGUGGGGCACCAUCGGUGCGCUGGAAGACUGCAUCUCAAGAACACGGCAGUAUGCUUUGGACAGGAAACAGUUCAAGGGUAAUCCCAUUGCAAAGUACCAGCUCGUACAGAAGAAACUGGCAGACGCCACGACCGAUGCUGCUUAUGGUAUCUUGGCCGCGCACCAGGUCGGACGUCUCAAGGACGAAGGCAAGGCCUCGCCAGAGAUGAUCUCUAUGAUUAAAAGGCAAAACUGCGACCGAGCUUUGGUCAAUGCCCGAACCCUCCAAGAGGUUUUUGGUGGCAAUGCCGUCUCUGACGAAUAUGGCAUUGGAAGGCACGUAGCGAAUCUGUUUGUGACCCAAACGUAUGAGGGCCAAAGCGACAUUCACGCGUUGAUUCUGGGCCGUGCCAUUACCGGUCUCCAGGCUUUUUGCUGA